Beauveria bassiana ARSEF 2860 is the source of this 423-nucleotide messenger RNA. RefSeq names its product importin subunit beta-1. NCBI's taxonomy places the organism in Eukaryota, Fungi, Ascomycota, Sordariomycetes, Hypocreales, Cordycipitaceae. The record is from RefSeq and is a predicted model, not a curated record. Bases 1 to 423 code for a protein of 140 amino acids. The transcript is spliced from 4 exons.
AUGGAUAUAAACCUAAGAAGCCAAACGCUUGGCAACCGGUUCAAGCCCGCUGUUCUCCAAUGCUUUGGCGAUAUUACCUCUGCCAUCACUGGCCACUUUGAGCCUAUUUUGUCUGUCGUUGCCCAGGUCCUUGAGCAGGCCGCUACCGUUACGGCUAGCCCUGACGGUCCCUACGAGAUGUUUGACUACGUCGUCUCUCUGCGUGAGGGCAUCGCCGAUGCCUGGGGCGGCACCGUUGGCGCUAUGAAGUCGAGCAACAAGACCCAAGCCCCCCAGCAAUAUGUGCCCACCAUCUUCCAGCUUCUUGGUGUCAUUGCUAGUGACUCUACCAACAGCCAAAGCCUAAUGCCCUCAUGCAUGGGCGUCAUUGGUGAUCUCGCCGACGCCUACCCCAACGGCGAGCUUGUGGACGCUUUCCACUAG